GAUUUCGUUUGGUUUCUACAAUGCAUUUAAACUGGAGUUCGUACUUUGCAGAACAGAACUACAGUUUCAAGAUCACUCCUUGCUUCGGCUCUCGUAUCAUUUGAUUUGGUCGAGCUCCAGGGCUCUUCGUAGGGCCAUUCAUGUCAAACCGCAUCGCAAACGUAUCAGUUGAACGUGACUUAGAGAUGUCAGAGAGGAGAGCCAACAACGAAGGAGAAGUUGUUAUCAAUCUUUCAGAAGCGUCGAAAGACCCAACAGCAUCUCCUUCUUCCAAGGUACCGUCUAGGCCAGAGUCUGAUAAGGUGACAGCAAAACCAGAUCCGCUGAGCAUUCAUAAGCCGCCUAAAGUUCCAAGCUCUAACACCGAAGGUCUAACUCGGAGGAAAUCUCUUUCGAGGUCAGUUUACUCCAAGUCCAACUCAAGGUUUGGGCAGCAACAGUCUCAUCGGUACGAUAGGACUAUAGUUGAGGAAAACGGUGGAACCCUUAGGGACCAGUUUGCUGCUUCUUCUUUUGGUAGGGCUUCUCCUAAUAACAGAUCGAAUAGGAACGUUUGCUCAACAGCCCUGAGCAAAGUUGCCGAAGAAGAAACAGAUGAAAACGAGGAAAUCUACAAAAAGGUUAAGCUGCACCGAGUGAAGCGUAGUGGAAUGAAACUUUUACCUCUGCUCGAGUUUCUACUGUUUGUGGCCAUUCUGUGCGCUUUGGUUGUGAGCUUAACCUAUGAUACGGUGAAGGAACAUUCUAUUUGGGGACUGGAAGUGUGGAAAUGGUGCGUUCUUGUGAUGGUGACUUUUAGCGGUAUGUUCGUGACGAACUGGUUCAUGCAUCUAGUGGUGUUCAUCAUAGAAAGGAACUAUCUUCUACGUAAAAAGGUGUUGUAUUUUGUGCAUGGUUUGAAGAAGAACGUUCAAGUAUUCAUUUGGUUCAGCCUAAACUUGCUUGCUUGGGUGUUUCUCUUCGAAGAUGACGAUAAACACUCUCGUAAGACCAAGAGAUUUCUCGACUUUAUAACUUGGACUAUUGUCUCCCUUCUCAUCGGGUCAAUCCUUUUCUUGGCGAAAACGUUUGCCUUAAAAGUCCUUGCUUCGAAGUUUAACGUUAGAAACUUCUUUGAGAGGAUUCAAGAGUCUGUCUUUCACCAAUACAUUCUCCAGACUCUCUCAGGGCCUCCGUUUAUAGAAGAGGCAGAGAAGGUUGGGCGCGAACCAAGCACAGGGCAUAUUAGUUUCACAAGCACCAAGAGUGGAACGGUGAAAGAGAAGAAGGUAGUGCUUGAUAUGGGAAAGGUUCACAAGAUGAAGCAAGAGAAGGUCUCUGCUUGGACAAUGCGAGUUUUGAUUGAAGCCGUGGGAGCAUCAGGUCUCUCAACCAUAUCUAACACUUUAGAUGAGUGUAGCAAUGAAAAAGAGAAAACUGAUAAAGAGAUAACUAAUGAGAUGGAGGCUGUAGCUGCUGCUUAUGAUAUUUUCAACAAUGUUGCUCACCCAAACCAUAAUUACAUAGAGGAAGAUGACUUGCUGAGGUUUAUGAUUAAGGAAGAGGUAGACCUUGUACUUCCACUAAUAGAUGGUGGAGAGUCGGGAAAAAUCACACGUAACGCUUUUACAGAAUGGGUGGUUAACAUUUACACUAGUCGGAAAGCACUAGGGCAUUCACUGAACGAUACAAAAACAGCGGUUAGGCAGGUGGACAAACUUAUAACUGGAGUCUUGUCCGUUGUCACAUUCGUCAUUUGGUUGAUACUUUUGGACAUAGCAACGACCAAGUUUUUGGUGGUUUUGUCUUCACAAUUCGUGGGUCUCGCUUUCAUGAUCGGAAGCACUUGCAAGAAUAUCUUUGAGUCCUUUGUGUUUGUCUUCGUGAUGCACCCUUAUGACGUCGGUGAUCGUUGUGUUAUUGACGGUGUGGCGUUGUUGGUUGAAGAAAUAGAUCUUUUGACUACAGUGUUCCUCAAGCUUGACAACGAAAAAGUGUUCUAUCCAAAUGCGACUUUGAUAUCAAAACCAAUAAGCAAUUUCUACAGAAGUCCAGAUAUGGGAGAUUCAAUACUAUUCUCCAUUGCCUUCUCAACCCCUGCCGCUAAAAUAGCAACUCUCAAGGAGAAAGUCGCAGAAUACUUGGUGCAAAACCCCCAGAGUUGGUAUCCAGAACCCAUGUUGAUGGUGAAGGCCAUUGAGAAUGUGAACAAGCUGAAUUUGAAUCUGCUAGUCACACAUACUAUGAACUUCCAAAUGUUCGGAGAGAAAAAUCUCAGAAGAACUGGACUAAUUAUCGCGCUAAAGCAAAUACUCGAGGAGAUGGAGAUCGAUUACACACUCCUUCCUCAAGAUGUUCAUCUCACCGGUCACAAAUGAUCACUUCCUCACUUCCUUGUCAUUUUGCAAUCGUUUCCACUAGUACAUGUUACUACAACAUGAUUUGCUUCAGUUUGAUUGAACACAUAAA
Molecule: messenger RNA, 2448 nt
Organism: Raphanus sativus (radish)
Lineage: Eukaryota; Viridiplantae; Streptophyta; Magnoliopsida; Brassicales; Brassicaceae
Product: mechanosensitive ion channel protein 9-like
Exons: 6
Coding region: 141-2357 (738 amino acids)
Biological process (GO): monoatomic anion transport; detection of mechanical stimulus; transmembrane transport
Cellular component (GO): plasma membrane
Molecular function (GO): mechanosensitive monoatomic ion channel activity
Source: RefSeq, a predicted model, not a curated record